AUCUAGAAUUACCGACAAUAGCUAAGUACACAACAGCUGAAACAGUUAACAGCUCUCUCAAAACUAUUUUGACAGAACUGCCAUCCAUCCCAACCAAACGCUAACUGCAAGCAAAGGCGUCCCCAACGAAAAAAUAUUUUUCAAAUCAGUUCAGGCGUCUUCGAGUAAUCGGUAAACAUACAUAAAAAAAAGAUUCCGACGAAUUGAUAACCUCCUUCUUUUUUUCAAAUCGGUUAAUAAAAUCUCUGUGAUUUCUGAGCAGUGAGCACAGACUUUUUAAAAACAUAAUAUCCAAUAUCUAUUAAUAAUGUGUGAAGUGUGAUUUAUAUCUUCAUUUUUCGUCUGUGAUUUAUAUUGUCUCUGGACCAAAGAGUAAAUUCUUUUGAUGUACUAAAACAAAAAUUAAUAUUUAGAAAAUAAUCCAAUUUAAUUAUUAAAACCAGAAUUUAAAAGAUUUUUUAACAUCAUAGUAAGAUAUUUUAAGUUACAAACUCAAAAAAUAUUAGAAGCUAUCCCCAGCGCUGUAAAUAAUAUUUAAUUUAAGUAUUUGUGUGCGUCAAGAAAACAAUUUACAAUGUUUAUAAGUAAAACAUAGCCAAAAAAUGAGGUGUUGUGUCCGAAACUGUGGUAACGAUACCAAGAAAACAACUAAGAGCCAUGGAAUCACGUUUCACAUGUUUCCCAAGGAAACGAAUCUCAGGAAUGCCUGGAUGGAGGCGUUGGGUAUUACCGAAGAGCCCAGAGAUAGAAGUGCAGUGUGCUCGGAACACUUCCAGCAAGAGUCGUUCUACGAGACCAGACGUGGGCUGAGGAGGAUCAAGAGUGGUUCAGUGCCGCUGCCAUUGGAUGGGUCUGAUGAAGAUUUGGAUGCUCCAGCCACACUUAGGGUGUGCAGAGUGUGUCUGUCCAUGAACGUGACAAUGUAUCACAUGUCGGAGAAGAACUUGGGCCUGAUGUACGAACAGACAGUCGGUAUGCCUAUAAGCGCCAACGACAGACUACCACAGAAGCUGUGUUGGGAGUGCGUGGCGAGGCUGACAUCCGCGAGCCACUUCCAGAGGAAAGCCAUGAGGUGUCAGACCUUACUGACCAACAGACUCGAGGUGGAUCGAUAUAUAACUAUAAGAGACAUUAAAUCAAUAAGCCGUGCGCAUCAUCAUCUUAAAUCAAAUUUGGGUCAAAAAAUAUAUGAAACAAACGAAUACGAUGUCGUUUUGAACGAGCACGACAUCGAACCCGUUAAAACGGAGGAAGUCAACGAUUGCAAUGGAAUUAAUGAUGAUAACGGUAUUAACGACAACGAUGACAAUGGAGUUAAUAACGAUGAUGAUUUUAAUAACGACAACGGAAGCAACUGUGACUUCAAAUGUGAAGUCGAAGUGAAAGACGAACAAGCAAACAAUGAAAUAUUUUUCGAAGAGUAUCCAGUUUUUGAUGAAAGUGAUAAUGUAACUUUGAGUGAAAUGUAUAAAAAAGAUAAAGUGAAAAAGAAGAAGCAGGUAAAGAAAGUUAAGCAGACGAAAGAGAAGGUUAAAAGGAGAAAAGAUGACUGUGAUAAUCCUUCCAGUACUAUGGACAAGUACAAAAACUCCGAUGUGAAGCGUAGAAAAACAACAGACAACCUAGACGAGUCUCUCUUCACAAUCACUACCCUCACAUACGAGGAACAAAUAGCGGAGAUACAGACGCGACAGAACACCGCCUCAUACAAGAGCGCGCCCUACAAAUGCGGCGCGUGCUUCCGCGGCUUUCACGUGCGGGACCGGUACGAUGCGCACGUCAUCCGACACAGCGAGCAAAGCGGCGCCUACGAAUGCUUCAUAUGCAAGACGAGGUUAAAGACUGGGCGCGCGCUACGCAAGCAUCUCACCGCGCAACAUACUGAGAAGUUUAGCUGUAAAGGAUGUCCGUUUGUCACUAGGAACAGAGGAGUGGCGAGAGAGCACGAGAAAUGGCACGCGGGAACGAAAUACCAAUGUCCGCACUGUCCUAGCGAGUUCGAUAAACUGACCACAUACAUGGGCCACAUACGAAUCAAACAUGUAUCGGACUUCGUGUGCGAGCUGUGCGGCUAUACGUUCGUGAGCAAGAAGGGCAUAGACGUGCAUAAGAAGAAAAAGCAUAGACUAGCGGAGAAGAAU
Bicyclus anynana (squinting bush brown) is the source of this 2141-nucleotide messenger RNA. RefSeq names its product zinc finger protein 62. Gene Ontology annotation, molecular function: DNA-binding transcription factor activity, RNA polymerase II-specific; zinc ion binding; RNA polymerase II transcription regulatory region sequence-specific DNA binding. The record is from RefSeq and is a predicted model, not a curated record. Gene Ontology annotation, biological process: regulation of transcription by RNA polymerase II. Lineage: Eukaryota; Metazoa; Arthropoda; Insecta; Lepidoptera; Nymphalidae. Gene Ontology annotation, cellular component: nucleus.